Molecule: messenger RNA, 1078 nt
Organism: Temnothorax curvispinosus
Lineage: Eukaryota; Metazoa; Arthropoda; Insecta; Hymenoptera; Formicidae
Product: motile sperm domain-containing protein 1-like
Exons: 6
Coding region: 220-858 (212 amino acids)
Cellular component (GO): cytoplasm
Source: RefSeq, a predicted model, not a curated record
UUUGCAUAUGUAUAAGCUUUUUUUACUACAUUCCAUUUUGACGCGAUGUGAGGCCCGAUCGCGAGAAAAGGUCACUCGUUUCCGCACGAAAGUGUCGCGCGAUUUCGCCGUGCGUCGCGACCAGUGACGGUUCAAUUCGACGAUCAGCCGAUAUCGGCUGGUAUUUAAUUUAAGUCGCGGAAAUUCGGUGUAUGGGUAGCUUAGGAUCAAGGCAGAACAAUGUCGUUAGCGGCCACGCCUCGGAAAUUUCCAAUCUUUGUGUUUCCGCAAAGCAUCACUUUCUACCUGGACGACCAGUCCACCCACAAGCAAGUGUUAACUUUGUAUAACCCAUAUGAAUUCCCUGUAAAAUUCAGAGUCUUGUGUACCGCGCCAUACAAAUAUCAGGUGGUUGAUCCAGAGGGUGUGAUAAAACCUAGCUCGUGUGUCGACAUUGUUGUCAGACAUACGGCGAUUUUGGCAAGUAACUGCAAUGUGGUCGACAAAUUCAGGAUACUCAUGCACGAAUAUCCUAAUAAGCAGGUAAUUGGGAAAAGAGAUGUAGAAGCUAGACUACUUCCUGGAGUGAUGGAUACAGCUGGGAGAGCGACACCAGAUCCAGAUAUGUUUCAACAACUUCCACUAAACGAAACUAGGCAACAAGAAUCCUAUGCGCUUAUAAGCCGAAAUAAAACGAUGGAUAGAGGUACAAAUUAUGUAGCGCUUAUCACAGGAAUUAUAUGCAUAAUUGGACUACUCCUACCUACUGAAGGAGAACAAAAUCAUAGGAUGCCUGCUUACCUCCAUCUCUCUGUAAAUUUUAAAUUAAUAUUUUCAUUUGUAUUAGGUAUGGUUGCAAAUAUCGUUUUAGGACUAUAAUUCUUAGAUUUUUAUACAAACAAACCUUUGUACACAGGAUAGAGAAUCGUAGGAUAAAAGCACAAUUAAUACAAGACUUCGUUAAAUUGGGCCUCCUUAUGAAAUGUACUCGAUUCUAGUCUACAAAUGACAAAUUUCAACAUUGUUGACUAAGAUACUGAUAUUUGUUUUUGAUAAUAAUUAUAUUAUAAUUUUAUACGUGUGUAUAUAUAUACAUAUA